AUGGUAAUUAUAUCUCCAUCUACCAAUAGUCUCGCAAUCCUUUUCCAGCCUUCUGACUGGUUAAUGCACUUACUUCGUUUUGAUUGGCUAAUACCAACGGUGCUUUUAAAGGUUAUUUCUCAAAAGUGCAAAAUCAUCUUUCCUGUCCAUAUUUUAACAACCACAAAAGUGGAAUGCGAUAAGGUGAUGUGUCCUGAAGCAAUCGUUAUCAACAUUCUUCUCCUUAUUACUUCAGGUGCUGCGGAUGCUUCGCAUCAAAAGGAUCUAGUUCAUUCCAAUGAGAAGCAUCUUGAAGGAGUCCCGAUCUUCAUUCAACAACCUGAAAGCUUUUACUAUGCUUGGCGUGGUAAACCUGCAGUGUUUGAAUGCAUCGCAGAACCUGUGUCCCAUGCUGUUGUCUUCUGUGCUGAUAAGACUUUCCCCUAUAUGGGUAAUGAACAUACUAGUGAUCAGCGACUUCAAGUAACUCGGCUGGAUUCUAACGGUAACCUAGAUGCGGAUGGUACUCGCUGGAAGCUCAGUCUCCCAAUUCGAACUAAGGAUCUAGAGGAGUGGUUUGAUACCUACGUCUGUAAUUGCGAAGUUUGGAAUCUUAUUCCCGCCCUGAAGCAGAACAAGAAGGUCUUUAGCAGGAAUGCAACGAUUGUCGAAGCUUAUCUGGAUCGCGAAUUUCAGCAGGGGCCAAUUCCAGAACAACUUAUCAAAGGCCAACGCCUUUUAUUAUCUUGUCAACCACCAAAAGGGGAACCUGCACCAAAGGUCUACUGGUUGAAGAAUGGCAAACGAGUGGAUCGUCAAACGUUUCCCCACAUAGUAAUCGACGAUUACAACCGCUUAAUAAUCGAUCAAGUUGAAUUGCAAGAUGAAGGUAACUACACAUGCGUGGCGGACACUCUGGGAAUUGAACAGCGGUAUUCCACAGCUGAGGUCACCGUACUUCCCUUCAAAAGAGACAGCCAAACGACUUUGAGCAUGACUCCAUGGUCAAUCUGGAAUUCAUGUCGACUGGAUCCGGUUACUGGACGAUGUCAACAGAUUCGUAUGAGAAGCUGCAUGAAUAUGACCAUUGGAGAGGUUAAUUCACCAUCGCCUAUAUCCAAAUUUGAUGAAGGCCCAAUUAAUUGUCCUCAACCUGUCUCAGAAAUUCGGAUCUGUGAUCCACUGGAAUGUAGCGCAGGUGAAAUUCUUGGAGAUCCUAAAGGAACGUCUUCGACCUUGAAUGUCCGGGAAAUUAUGUUCUAUGUUGGGUUGACUGCUGCUUUUACCGUAACACUACUCAUUAUCCUAACUGUGUGCCGUCUAAAUCGGAGGAAACCGUCUCCAUUCAGCAAUUCUCUUUGCCCAAGACAGUUUUCCAGUCGGCAAUUGGACUAUGGAAAGUCGAUGACAGUGCUGAAGAAUAGUCAGCACAGCACCUACGAUCUACCACCACUAUCAAACGGAGUUGGAACUCCAAAAACAAAUGGCACAUCGAUGGGCCUUAUUGAUUAUCCAAUGAACGUUGAAGCGCCAAAUCUUCUAGUUCAAUCACACGUUCAACGAUCUAUGGGCGGAACGGAAACCUACAAUCAGCCUUACAGCUCUGAAACUCAGAUGUUUAAUCCAAUGACACCUAUAUUCUCCAAUGGGUUCACAUUUCAAUCGCCGAAAUUCAAUUACAUGCCAAAGGAUUCAAGUGGGUUGCAAUUCUCUCCAUUAGCAGUUGGAGGAUAUGUAAAUGCACCACCACAAACACCCAUCAUACCUCCCCCUCCUCCUCUUCAUAUGGUACCAUCCAGGUCUAGUGGGUCAUCCUCAGCUGGAGGUCUCCAGACGAGCAAUCAACAACAGCAGCCGAUCUAUUUAAGUCCUUCUUCGACCGCAAACAAUGGCAUGCUUUGUGGUGAAGGUGGUGAAGACAAUUCUUCCGCAUUUUAUCAUGAAAUUGGAACUUCAGCGGAUUCCACUUUCCCUUUGAUACCACCACUACCUGUUUCAGCUGGAGAAACGGGAAGUGCAACCUGGGCAAGCAUUGGUUCGGUAGGAGGCGUCGUCAAUUUAUCAGAGUCUGGGAUCGCUCUUCGUAUCCCACCCGGUGCUAUUCCCGCUGGUGUGUCAAGAGAGGUCUAUCUCGCUUCGUGCAGGGAUGACAAGUACUGGCCAAUCUUGAAUGAACACCAAACCAUGUUGAGUUCAGUAAUACAAGUGGGUCUUCCCGGAGCACCCUUGUCAAAGCCCGUCAUCGUCACCUUUCCACACUGUGCCAAUAUCACCGGCCAGGGUACUUGGUCAUUCAGCAUUCAUUGCUAUUGCAGUUCCGGAUUCGGUUCUCUUUACAAAGAUGCUGAAUCUAAUAAUAUUGAGUGGUCAUGGAAGGAAGUUUCUCGAGUGGGCCAAGAACAGGCUCGUGAUCCAAUCCACUGUCAUCUGAGCGGGAAUCAAGUCCAUUUGAUGACUCAGUAUCCGCUUCGUUUCUGUCUGAUCGGCCAGGUAGCUGCAUUUGCGCCAACUACAACACUGGUUGGACCUGCACGAAUGGGAGUGUCCACCGAUUGCAGUGAAAACCAUAGUGGAAGCAGUAUGGCCACGGAAAUAACAAAUGAUACUUUCACACCACCUCCACUAGCUCCGCCUCUUUCGAAACGAUUGAGACUAAUUGCAUUCGCUGGAAGAUUGACAAUGGCCACGGAUUGCAGUCUUCGAAUCUACGCUGUACUUGAUACCCCUGACGCCAUACGGCAUGUGAAAGACACGGAAGCGAAGUUAGAUGGACAGUUGAUUGGGGGUGGAAAACAGAUGCUCUUCAGAAAUAAUGCUGGUGGCCUAGUCUUCCGUAUUCAAGAACUAUCGCCACACUGGAGGACAAGACUAUCGUGUCAGGAGAUUCCAUUCCGACACAUCUGGAGUGAAAACCGAAACACGCUACUUCAUUGUGCUUUUACUCUGGAACGAGUUGAUGAUGUGGCAUCUGGACUUCACUGCACUAUCGCUUGUCAACAAGAUGGAGUUCAAGGAACACAGCAGCUUUUGCGUUUGAAUAUUAACAACGGUAGCCCUGAGGGUCAGCAUUUGAUAACCAGCCAAAUCGGGAAUUCUUCCUACUGUGAACAGACUGAUUUUCGGCUACAAUCGUACUUGGUUUCCCAACUAUGUAGUAUGCUUGAUCCAAUUGUUCCACUAGGCAAUGACUGGAGACAACUUGCUCAAUGCCUCAAUAUGGAAAGAUUCCUGCCCUACUUCGCAUCAACUCAACGACCGACAGAGAUGGUUCUAAAUCUCUGGGAGGCUACUACCAGUACAAAAGGAUCUCAGGCCAAUCAGGAAUUGAUAUCAAUCCUACAAGCUAUGCAUCGGUUAGACUGCGCCAAUUUGAUACGAUCACAAACUCCCGGCUCAAGAGGGGAUCACAAACAGCAUUUGCCAGCCAAUUUUCUUUUCACCUUCUAUCUCAAGUGUGUACAUAUUCGUUCGCCCGCUCUUUUGCAUACAAGCCGCCGACAUCCAGUGUAG
Rodentolepis nana is the source of this 3489-nucleotide messenger RNA. Lineage: Eukaryota; Metazoa; Platyhelminthes; Cestoda; Cyclophyllidea; Hymenolepididae. The record is from the annotation of a GenBank genome assembly.